Dipodomys spectabilis (banner-tailed kangaroo rat) is the source of this 1506-nucleotide messenger RNA. It is a transcript of the gene Comt, whose product is annotated as catechol-O-methyltransferase. Gene Ontology annotation, biological process: developmental process; catecholamine catabolic process; dopamine metabolic process. Gene Ontology annotation, cellular component: membrane; axon; dendrite. The transcript has 5 exons. NCBI's taxonomy places the organism in Eukaryota, Metazoa, Chordata, Mammalia, Rodentia, Heteromyidae. Bases 18 to 821 code for a protein of 267 amino acids. Gene Ontology annotation, molecular function: catechol O-methyltransferase activity; magnesium ion binding. The record is from RefSeq and is a predicted model, not a curated record.
GCAGUCACUUGGACGAGAUGCUGGGAGUCCCGCCCCUUCUGUUGGCUGCAGUCUUGCUGGGCCUUGGGCUGCUCAUUUUCCUACUGUCACUCAGACGGUGGGGCCGGGGCUGGUUACUGGUCUUCUGGUUUGAGUUUGUGCUGCAGCCGAUCUAUAACCUGGUUAUGGGAGACACUAAAGAACAGCGCAUCCUGCGCCAUGUGCAGCAACAUGCGAAGCGUGGGGACCCUCAGAGUGUGCUGGAUGUCAUCGACACAUACUGCUCACAGAAGGAGUGGGCCAUGCAUGUUGGUGACAAGAAAGGCCAUAUCAUGGACACUGUAAUUCAGGAGUACAAGCCAUCCUUGGUGCUGGAGUUGGGGGCCUAUUGCGGCUACUCUGCUGUGCGCAUGGCCCGCCUGCUGCAGCCUGGCGCAAGACUCAUCACCAUGGAGAUCAACCCUGACUUUGCGGCCAUCACCCAGCAGAUGCUGGACUUUGCUGGCCUGCAGGACAAGGUCACCAUCCUGAUCGGACCCUCCCAGGACCUCAUCCCCCAGCUGAAGAAGCAGCAUGAUGUGGACACGCUGGAUAUGGUCUUCCUAGACCACUGGAAGGACCGCUACCUGCCAGAUACCCUUCUCCUAGAGGAAUGUGGCCUACUGCGGAAGGGGACAGUGCUUCUGGCUGAUAACGUCAUCAUUCCAGGAUCACCAGAAUUCCUGGCAUAUGUGCGGAAGAACAACAGCUUUGAGUGCACACACUACAGCUCAUACCUAGAGUACACGAAUGUGGUGGAUGGCCUGGAGAAGGCCAUCUACAAGGGCAAGAUGCAAACUUGACUGCUACCUUGCACUAGGCACCUUACCCAGCCUCUUUCUGAAGAGCAAGAUGGACACGCUCACUCUUGAUAACUCCACUUCUGUGGUUCUAGGGUCUGUCCCCAUGCAAUGUCUACUUCAGGCCUAUGAACCUGGGAUUUGUCCACACUGACCUCUGUGCUGCUGGUGCAGAUUAUCACAUACUACACACUCUAAAGAAUAAUGAGCUUACUAUGCAAAGCCACUGCAGAAAACCUGGAAAAUACUGCUGACAGAGGGGCUGGGAGUGUAGCUCAGGAAGCACAAACUCCUAGCAUAUAAGAGGCCCAAUUCAAUCCCCAGAACUGAAAAACAAAAAAGAAAAACAAAGACCAAACUGGAAAAUGUAAUAUGAAUUCCAAUCAGGUUUCCAAGGACAGGUUAUCAGGCACCAACUUACUUAUUAGGCCCUGAAAGCAGAAGUUGGAAAAAUCAGGAAUCUAUUGGGCUUUGCACUGACUGUUCUUAGGCUUUCUGCACCAGGGGGCAGCAGCACCUUAGUGACAUUACCACCACCACCUCACCCUGUACUUUUGACUUGCAAGUAUUCACCUUUUUUAAGAAUGAACUGUAACCUCAUUACUAAAGUUAGAUGACUGUAGUCUUAUAUACUAAAUUCAUGUUUAAAAGCCAAUAGAAUUAAAGAUCCAAAUAUUUGGAUAUAAGA